Messenger RNA from Paramormyrops kingsleyae, 1579 nucleotides. It is a transcript of the gene tal2, whose product is annotated as T-cell acute lymphocytic leukemia 2. Gene Ontology annotation, biological process: regulation of transcription by RNA polymerase II. NCBI's taxonomy places the organism in Eukaryota, Metazoa, Chordata, Actinopteri, Osteoglossiformes, Mormyridae. The record is from RefSeq and is a predicted model, not a curated record. Gene Ontology annotation, molecular function: DNA-binding transcription factor activity, RNA polymerase II-specific; protein dimerization activity; RNA polymerase II cis-regulatory region sequence-specific DNA binding.
UAGAGAGCGGCCAGAGAGGGCUAGCAGCACAAACCACGCAGAAAUCCAUCGCCGAGAGCCUGUGGUCAGAGUCAGCAGUCCUGACAGCUAGCCGUGGGAGCCAUCUUUAAGAUCUAGCAGAGAGUAUGGAGAGGACAUAAGGAGCCGGAGCGAGCAGUGACUCAGCUGGCCAUCGCAUCCGCCCGUCCACAGAUCAAGACGCCGACCCCCCCACCCCCGCUCCCACCCUCUGCCUCACCAUGACCAGGAAGGUGUUCACCAACACGCGGGAGCGCUGGCGGCAGCAGAACGUCAACAGUGCCUUCGCCGAGCUGCGCAAGCUCCUUCCCACCCACCCCCCGGAGAAGAAGCUGAGCAAGAACGAGAUCCUGCGCCUGGCCAUGCGCUACAUCGGCUUCCUGGUGCAGCUGCUGGAGCGCCAGGGGGGGCGGCCCACCCUCCUCAGCAUCCUGCACUCGGCCCAGGGGCUGGCCAGUGACACAGACCCCCCUUCUCCCGGCUCCAGCUGUGACAGCUCUGAGGCCUGGUAGCGCCCCCCCCCCUCCAUGCAGCCCUGCUAUCUCUGUACAUGUACAGUCUACCAGAACUGCUGCCAAACCAGUGCCAACGCAUCCCAUCUUCGUCCCACCUCCAUUCCAUCUCACCACGGCCCAAUUCUAGCCCCAGCCAGGCUGAGCUCUUGAGAAGAUGCGUAGGGGGUUUUCUGAACACGGUUAGAGGAUAUGCCGUUGGGAUAGGCCGCUGGUCUUCAACCAAGUUUUGAUACUUUUAACUGGGGUAUACCGAACCUUUAUGGCCAGCUUAGCACUUGCACAUAUCCAGGGAUUCUAGUCCUAAUUAUAUAUAAGGUCAGUCUGUUUUAGAUACGACAGAUCACACACAUCAGACAGCCUUGCACACCGGGGAUAUCCUGCAGGCAAACAAAAUCAGAAACCUGACACCAAAAGAGAGACUCCAUCAUUUGAUGCAUUCAGGCAAAUAUCUGAAACACAUGAAAUAAAUUCUCACCAAGGACUGCUGGGAGAUUUGAGGGAAACGAGGAAGAAUCCCUAACCAUCUCAUCAAGGGCAGCAGUGAGUUCACACAAAAGACAAAGGGAGCCCGGAUGCCUUGUUCUGUUUAAAUGUCAAUAGGAAAGAAAGACAGUGCUUAACAAAAGCCAGGAACUGCGAUGACUGGCUGGGGUAGAGCUCUGCUUUGGCUAUAAACAGUACUGCGGGGGCCCAUAAAGACAACCUCAUUUCAUCAACAAGGACCACAGGAAUAAUAUGUAGGAUUUUUUUGUCUAUUUAUUGGGGCAUCAGGGAUUAGACUCGUGGGAAAAUAGACAAUCUUUUUAGUGAUAUGUAUGUUCUGUUUGAUCACUGCUUAUCACAGCUUAAUUUGCUGUUUGUACAAGAAAUAUGUAGCCAAAGAUUGUUGUUUUUUCUGAUCAAUUUUUCUCAUCGGUGGGCUAUUAAUAUUUAACGUUAUAUUGGUAUCUGUAUUGUUUUCCAUGUUAAUUCUAUUGGAUUUGUUUUUAUGUCGAAAUGUAUUUAUUAUAAUUGUAUUUAUUUGUCAAUAGAAAUGUGUGAAAAUA